Molecule: messenger RNA, 567 nt
Organism: Pleurotus ostreatus (oyster mushroom)
Lineage: Eukaryota; Fungi; Basidiomycota; Agaricomycetes; Agaricales; Pleurotaceae
Exons: 1
Coding region: 1-567 (188 amino acids)
Source: RefSeq, a predicted model, not a curated record
AUGGAGGCCUUGGUUCACCAAACCCCCAACGGUGGGGCAGCGAUGACCCAGCGCAUGGCGUUCGAACGCGUCUUCGGGAGCCGGUACGUCAAGAGCACGGUGUGCAGGCAUCGUGGUGUGUGGCGCAAAGCCCCGCAAUCCCUCCGCGAUGAGUUCGAGGCGAUGGGCGAGGACGAGCGUGCGUGCUGGGGCGAAUUCGUCAGGCGCGUCGAGGGUAGGCCACCUGGACGCAUCAAUGGACCAACACUCAUACCGGUCCAUGAACUGCCCUAUCAAAUGGGUUCCCAGCAAACUGUCAAUGGGUCGAGUCCACCCGGACAGGCAUCAGGCCAUCCACCCGCAGCCAGCAGUCCAGCGAGCAAUAUCCCCAACGGCGCGAAUCGCCAUCAGCCGGAAGAGGAAGAGGAUGAUGAUUCUGAUGAAGGCUCGAGUGGCCAGGAACCACCCAUCAUGAACUCGCUGCAGUUUGCAGUUGAUCACAAUAGCACUUCGACUCAUACCCCGACCACGGUCUUACCCGCUCAGAAUAGUGCGCCUCUUCGUAUUCUCCGCGUGAUCAUAUACUAA